Messenger RNA from Colletotrichum higginsianum IMI 349063, 2043 nucleotides. RefSeq names its product Bacterial alpha-L-rhamnosidase domain-containing protein. The transcript has a single exon. Gene Ontology annotation, biological process: carbohydrate metabolic process. The record is from RefSeq and is a predicted model, not a curated record. Bases 1 to 2043 code for a protein of 680 amino acids. NCBI's taxonomy places the organism in Eukaryota, Fungi, Ascomycota, Sordariomycetes, Glomerellales, Glomerellaceae.
AUGGCACGAUUUCUCCGGUUCGCACUCUUUCUGUGCCCCUUCCUGGUGUCGGCUAGUACCACGGAUCCGGAUCCGUCCCGGCCGUGGGAGGCAUACAUCAAGAGCCCGUCAUCGCGCACCGUCCUCCCCAAACAGAUCCACGCCGUCUCCGGCGCCGCCGAGGUAACGUCGGCCGACGAUGGCACUUACAUCCUCUCGUUACGGUCCGGCGGUCAAGUCUCCCUCGACUUUGGCUACGUCGGUGGGCUCCUCUCCCUGACCACAGAGACGGACGACGUGACCACUCUGGAGACGACGGAGGGCUCGUCGGGACCGCACUUCUCCCUCGCCUUCGCCGAGUCUCCGGCCUUCGUCCGCGCCAUCUCGGACGACACGGGCGCAGUGCCGACCCAGGACUACGACAAGGCUCUCAACGUGUCACUCACCGCCACCUCCUCAUCCCGCUACACCAUGCCCACGGAGCGCUUCCGCGGCGGCUUCAAGUUCGUCACGAUCCACGCCUUCCGCCCCGUGACAAUCUCCUCCGUCGUCUGCCACCUCGGCUACUCCCCCUCGCAGGACGACCCCAGCGACUACUCGGGCCACUUCCACACGCCCGACGACGACCUCCUCGUCCGGGCAUGGUACGCCGGCGUCUUCACGGCGCAGACCAACAUCGCGCCGCCCAACACCAGCCGCUGGCUGCCGCAGGUCAAGGACGGCUGGGCCUACAACGCGACGCUCGGCGCCGAAGGGCCCAUGCUCCUCGACGGCGCAAAGCGCGACCGCGCCGUAUGGCCCGGCGACCUCGGCAUCGCGGGCACGACGGCCUACCUCGGUCUCGGCGACGUCGGUCUUGAGUCCGUCUACUACGCCCUCGAGACCAUGUUCAUCUACCAGAACGCGUCCACCGGCGCGCUGCCCUUCGCGGGGCCGACGACGGGGUCCUGGCGCCGCGGCGCGCGCAGCGACACGUACCAUGCCUGGACGCUGAUCGCGUGCUUCAACUACGCCGUCUUCACCUCCGACUCCGACUGGGUCGACGCCCGCUGGGGCAACAUCUCGGCGGGCGCGGCCUACAUCAUCCGCGCCCUCGACAACGACGUCGGGCUCGCCGAGCAGGUCGAGACGAACGACUGGGCCCGCCUCGGCGGCGGCAGCUUCAACAGCGCCCUCAACGCGCUGAACUACCACGCGCUGCACGCCCUCGCGGACCUGGCGGCCGACACGGCCACCGAGGCCAACGGUCGCGGCGCGCAGGCCGGGACCUGGGCGGCGGCGGCGGCGAGGCUCAAGGCGGCCUACAACGCCGUCCUCUGGGACGCCUCGGCGUCCCUCUUCCGCGACAACGAGACCGACGCCGGCGCGCGCCUGUUCCCCCAGGACGGCAACGCCCUGGCUCUCUACUACAACCUCACGACGUCCCCAGCCCAGGCGUCGGCCGUCUCGGCCGCCCUCCUCGGCAACUGGAACGACAUCGGCCCCGUCACGCCCGAGUUGCCGGACACCGUCUCGCCGUUCAUCUCGAGCGUCGAGGUGCUCGCCCACCUGGCGGCCGGCAAGCCUCGCCGCGGGUUGCGCCUCAUGCGGCGCACGUGGGGAUACAUGCUCGACUCGCCGCUGAUGACGGGCGAGACGCUCAUCGAGGGCAUGAGCGCCAACGGGUCGCUCUACUACCGCUCGCGGCGCGGCUACAACUUCGACGCGGCGUACACGUCGCUGUCGCACAGUUGGUCGACGGGGCCGACGCAGGCGCUGAGCUUCAAGGUCGUCGGGCUUGAGGUUGUCGGGUGGAAGAAGUGGGUGUUCCGGCCGCAGCUCGGGGACCUGAGGAGGGUCGAGGCCGGGUGGAGGGACGCCAAGGGAGGCGAGUUCGGCGCAGUGGUCCUGGCCGGGGACGGGGGCGUGCUGGAGGCCGAGAUUCGGACGCCCGAGGGGACCAAGGGGACGGUGGACGUUCCGAACUGUGAGGUUGUAUUGGUCGACGGCGAGGAGUGGAAUGGCGGUGAGAUCCGAGGCGGGAGGAGGAAGGUGAGAGGUGAGGGCUGCCGGACCAGUUGUUAA